AUGGACGACGAGGGCGCGGUAGAGAUCGAAGAAGUCCUGUCUCUGCUCAACCAAGGGGGAGGAAGCGCGACGAUUCUCGAGGACGACGAGCCAGAGUCAAUCGAGGUAGACGAGGCGCGUGGUCAGAGCGGCGACGAGGCUAAUCACGAUGCGGAGACGAUCAACGAGGUAACCUCGUCGGGAAUGUUUGCGUUAGACGGGCCGCCCGACGUCGCCGACGUGGAUAAAUUGCGCUUCGCAUGUGAUGCCGUCCGCGAAGGGGCGGGCGACGACGGCGGCGCGGGCGUUCGCCGCGGCGAUGACUUCGCCGACUCGUUCGAAGCCUCCUUUUUCGCGAAGACCUUUCCCACGCUGUUGCCAUUUGGCGUCGGAGGGCCGCGACCGGUCGAAGAAGCAGCCGUACAACUAGGCAGAGGCACCGCCGACAUACGCGAGCGGGAGGCCGCGACGCGAGAGCUCGUGUCGUCUCGGAACAUGAGCCUUCGGACCUGGGCCGACACGGUGUUACGACGCCACGGUGGCCGGUUCGCGACGCACCACAUCUUCGCCUUCCUCGUCUUUAAUAUAGGCGUGCGGUCGAGGAACCGCCGCGUCAGCAUGCUAAGCGUGACGAGGAAGAACUUCCGCAAGGUGGAGCGCAUCGUACGGUCGCUAACCGCGGACGGAUUGGCGGCGGCCAGGGCCGAGCUAGAGAGCACAGGCAAGACGACCGAUGAUGCGGUGAAGGAGCUGCUCAGGAGCCUUUCGCUGUAUGGGUAUCGUCAGCCCAUGUCGAGGGAGGUCCGUCUCGGGAUGCGGCAUAGGAUCCUGGCGCUCAUCGUCCGUUACGGCGUGCCCGCCAUCUGGUUCACGAUCAACCCAAACGACAUCACGAAUCCGGAGUUCCUACGAAGCCUCGAUAAGGCGUUCAAACGUGUGCGGCUGUCCGUGUCCGACCCGAUGAGCUCGGCCGUCUUCUUCCACCGCGAGAUGACGCUGUUCUUCGAGCAUUACGUCAAUGCCGGGGAGUCGGUCUUCGGCCGCGUCAGCCAGUAUUAUGGCGCCGUGAAACGAACGAGCGAGGCUCCCUCCACGUGCACGGGCUGCUCUGGCUCGAGGAAACGCCCACCUCAGCUCGAUGCUUGCCGACUCAGACGGCGGGAACAAGCGGCAUACCGCGAGCGAAUCGUCCGCUACGUCGAUAGUGUCUUCAGCGAGGACCUGGACCAGGAAGGGUUCUGCGCCGUCGAGGCAGAGCGUUCGGUGACGUCCGAUAUCUCGUCCCUGCUGAACAGGGCCGAUCAGUUCUCGGCCUCGUUCGAGGAGGAAGCCAACUUCUGCGCCGGCGCGACCCAGAUCCAUACCCACAGCCCGACAUGCGUCAAGUACUCCCUCGGCAGCAAGGGGCGGAAGGGCGCCGACCUCUCGGACGGCGUGCUGCGGAUCCGCAGAACACAUCCCAUGGUGAACCGGUGGAACAAGGCCAUCGCCGUCGGGCUCCGUCACAACCACGACAUUUCCUUUAUAGCGACGCAGCGGAAGACCAUGGCGCUCGUCUACUACGUGACCAAUUACGCGACUAAGGUGGAGGACCCGACGUGGAAGCGCGUCGCCGCCGCCGCCGAACUGCUGCCCGUCGUGUCGGCCGGUAGUCAGCCGGGUGCCGGGGAUGACACGCGGCAGUUUCUCAUGAGAGUGGCGAAUCGGGUGUUCACGGAGCGGGCGCUGUCCGCCUGGGCGUACCUGAACGUGUCGGUGCUAUACUGGCACGUCUCGAGGCUCUGGCGACACCUUCGGCAGCAGAGCGGCACCGCGGCGGUCGAAGACGUGUCCGUCGCGGACGAGUCGGUCGUCGUCGAACAAGCAGGCGAGAGGAUCAGUUUCGCCGAGGCCUAUCAUCAUCGCGGACAUGUCCUACGAGGCUUGUGCCUAUACGACUAUGUUUCGCUCGUCAGGCUCCAACGCGUCGGCAAGGCCGGCUGCUCCGGCGGCUGGGGAGAGGUGCCGUUCGAGGGCGGCUGGGUGGCCGGUAAAGACUGGGUCCAGGUGCUAAGGCGGCCGGGAAAGUACGCCGUCGUCUGCCUCGACGGCUACCUAAGCAAGGAUUUCGAGCAGGACGACGAGGAAUCGGCUCAUCGCAGGGCUGCCGUCCAGCAUCUUGCGCUAUUUGUGCCGUGGGAAGCCUUUCUCGGCGAAGAAGAAGGGGACAUCAAUGAGAUAUGGAGGCGGGCGCGAGCUGCUUCCGCCGAGAAUCUCGUGCCUCGUCGACAACGUUCAACUGCUCCGGCGGUCCGCCGAGGACGCGAGGCGAGACGCCAAGCAGUGGGCGGCCUCGGGCGGCGCCGGGGAUUGCGCCGGCGCUCUCGGCGAGGCGGGGAGGGGAGGAGGGGGCGACACCCGGGGGACGACGACGCGGCCUCGGCGUACCAGGCCGACAACGUCGGAAAGGCAACGCGACUAAUCGACGUCGUCCGAAGCGCGGCCGGGGCGAACCAGAUCACGGCGGGAUCGCGCGAGCUCGGGUAUGAUACAGCAGCUGUGCCGCUUCCAGCAGUCAGCGCUGGCCUCGACCGCCGAGCUCGAGGCCUCCAUCGUCAGGGAACGGGGCGGAGGCGCAUCGACUUGCCGGGGCGGGUCUUUUCCGGGGCCGCGGUGCCGCAGGACCAGGUCAAGGCCAUCAAGUCGCAGCAGACGAGCGCCUCGAGGGAGAGGGUGAAGAUGAUACAGGGCGUGCAGAUAACGGCGGCGGAAGCCGAGGAGACGGCAGGUAACGCCGAGGCCGGCAUGGAAGUCCGCCUCGGCCCGUCGACCUCGUUCCUCGAGGCCGGAAAAUUGACGAGACGCUUGACGCUAAACAGGAAACAGGCCAUCGCCUUGUCCAUAAUAUGCCGCCACCUUGACUUGAUGCGGCGAGGAGACGGAGGGGGCGACGUCAGCCAGCUCUGUCAGUUCGUCGGCGGCGAGGGCGGUACCGGCAAGUCGCGCGUCAUCGAAGCACUCGCGGAGCGGUUCGUCGACGGCGAGUCCCGCAUGGACUGGCAGGACAAGGAGGUGCUCGUCAUCGACGAGGUAAGCAUGCUCGGCGCGCGCACGCUGCACGCCGUCAACGAGCGGCUCUGCCAGCUGCGGGGGUCGCAGCGGGACUUCGGCGGGAUCCCCAUCGUCCUCUUCUGCGGGGACUUCCACCAGUUCCGCCCGGUCCAGGAAAGGUCGAUCCUACUGCCGAGCUCGGCCGUCUCGUGGGACGAGGACUACUCGUUCAGGGCCGAGCAGCGCCACCAGCACGACAAGGCGCACGCGCUGUGGAAGCGGUUCACCACUGUCGUCAUGCUGGACGAGCAGAUGCGCGCCGCCGGCGACCCGGAGCUGCAGAGGCUGCUAAAGCGGAUCCGACUGGGCGUGCAGGAUCACACCGACCUAGACCUCCUUAACUCAAGAUGCUACCGGGAAGGCAGGCGAAUCCCGUGGGAGACAGGCAUCACCGUGGUCACGCCGCUAAAUAGGAACCGGUGGAAUCUCAACAUGGAGGCGAGCUUAGCAUUCCAGAUGCAACGACGUUUGACGAUACGCAUCUUCAUCUCCGAGCAUAAGUGGAAGGAGGGGCUGCCGACCGAGGAAGAGGCCAUCAUGAUGCUAAACCAGGGCGACGACAGCGCGACCCCAGUGCCGGGCGUCUUUAUGUUUGUGGCCGGGAUGCCGGUCGUCGUGAACCACAACACCCACCAGGGGCUGAAGCUGGUGAACGGCGCCAGCUACACGGCGGCCGAGGUCAUCGUCGACAAGGUGCACCCGGCGCAUCGCAUCUCGGCCGAUAUGGCGAUCCACUUCGGCCGCCGGCGGCGAUCAUACUAG
Messenger RNA from Hirsutella rhossiliensis, 3831 nucleotides. RefSeq names its product PIF1-like helicase domain-containing protein. Lineage: Eukaryota; Fungi; Ascomycota; Sordariomycetes; Hypocreales; Ophiocordycipitaceae. The transcript has 10 exons. Gene Ontology annotation, biological process: DNA repair; telomere maintenance. The record is from RefSeq and is a predicted model, not a curated record. Gene Ontology annotation, molecular function: DNA helicase activity. Bases 1 to 3831 code for a protein of 1276 amino acids.